ACAUACAUACAUACAAAAAACUUUAUCACAGUUGUCUGUCUUUGGAAAACGAGACACCUUUUUUUUGGUAGGGAUUCUGUUCAGGCCUUAAAAUGCAUCACAGCAGGCCAUUGUCUUCACACAUUUGAGGCAAGCUAUUACCAGAUAAGACUUGAGGGAAUUUUUAAGUGUUCAGCCAAGCCUGUGUGGCCCACAGAAGGUCAUCCCGUUGGUCCCCCAAGAUGAUAAUAUAAUCCUGAUUAUUUACAUAGGUAGAUCACUGGCUUAUCAGUAUCCCAUUACAUUAAAGACACCAUUUAGGUUUUCUUUAAUUGUAUUUUCCACUUCCUGUUCUUGUAGUCAGGGUGGUUGUGGGAAGGAUUCCUAAUCACCUGUGUCCUUGGAGAGGCCUGAUUAUUAUGGAUUAUGUAAAUCACUCUGUGUAAAUUCACUCCCUCUCCUUAGUCAUUUGUGUGAGAAGUAUAUUAUAAAGCAAAAGUUGAAGAUUGAAGUAGAGAUUGCAGAUCCUGUAUUGGCUCCAAGUCUAAUGUUAGGAUUUCAUUAUGUCUGUUUCAAGAGCAAGUGUGAAUAAUGGCCUCUAAAAGCACACAAUGAUGCUAAUACAAACUAUUGGAUCAAAAUCUUUGGCAUUUUCUUCCCCUCAAGUGUAGCAGGCACUUCAUUCGGCUUUUCUAGUUAAUUCAAAAAUGAGAAACUGCUGUUCCAAAAUGCUUAUUUUCCAUAAUUAUGUAGAAAUGCUGCUGAAUAGUAUAGAGACUGUCAACAAUAAAAAAUAAUUUAUAUUGGCUUAUAUUGAAAGCAAUAAACUUCCUUCCAAAGCUAGCAUCUUAUGAGGCUGAGGAAAAUUCUAAUGCAUUAAAGAUUUUAAAAAUUAUGUUCUUGUAAUUGCAGAUUUUUAAAUCAACAGCAGUGAAAAUGAAAAGGACAAUUGUGAUUUUUGUCUCAAGCAUUAAGAGCAUUUUCUAAACUAAGUGUUACAAUUUAAAUACCUUGAUAUGAACAUUGCAAAACUCUUGCUUUGCUUGUGCAAUUGAUUAAUUUGACUAUUGUAUCAAAUUGUUUAGUAAAGCACAAGAAAAAAAUCCAGACUUAAUCUGAAAGUUUAAUUUCGACUGGCUGAUAUCAGUACAAGCAGAAGGCUACCUAUUGACCAUCUCUACACUAUUGAAUUCUGAUGGAGAAAGACAGGGAUAACAAACACAGAGCUAACUCUAUACAUUUAUUCAUCAGUCGUCUUAAUAAACACAAUCUACUUUUCAUUAGUAUUAAUGAUAAAGAAUAAAAUAGAACAGAACAGGAGUUGGAAGGGGCCUUGUAGGGCAUCUAGUCCAACCCCUUGCCCAAGCAAGAGACCAUACCCCAUUUCUGACAGAUGGCAGUCCCAUCUUUUCUUCAAAGCUUCCAGUGAUGAAGUUCCUACAACUUCUGAAGUGACGUGAGUCCCUGUGAUCAAGUCAGGGUUGAGGAGUCAUUGGUAGAUUCCUGGAGCGAUGCCUGUACCUCAAGAAGGGGCAGGGAACAUGUGCCAGUGCCUCUUCGUUACACAUGGACAAACAAGAUACAACAAAGAGAAGAUAAUGCAAGGUCAAGGGGUGGACGAGCCUCUCUCAGACACCGGAUUCAGGCAAGCCGACGCAGCUGGGAUGUAUCUCAGUCAUAUCAGAUUUACUCAUGUCUUCACCAGUGACCUGAUUCGAGCAAAGCAGACCACAGCCUCAAUUCUUAGAAAUAGCCAGCACUGCAAAGAGAUUCCUGUAAAAUGUGACGCCCGCCUUCGAGAACGGAAAUAUGGAGUGGCGGAAGGGAGGCCUCUCAGUGAUCUUAAAGCCAUGGCCAAGGAAGCUGGGGAACCAUAUCUCUCUUUUACCCCCCCUGAAGGAGAAACCCUGGAUGAAGUAAAAGCCCGCGUCAAGGAUUUCUUUGAAUACCUUUGCAAUCUGGUUGCCCGGGAGGCACGUCUAGAAAAACGGGUUUCUCUGGGGACAGGAGCCGAUGGAGAAACGGCAGAAGGGAGUCCUGCCACUUCGUUGCCAAACCACCGCGGUGAACCGGAAAGCGAUUCUAACUCUGAAGGAGCUGCAGGAGGCGGGCUGGCAGCCAACAUCCUGGUUGUGAGUCAUGGGGCCUACAUGAGAAACUGGAUUGGCUACUUCAUGUCAGACCUGCAGUGUAGUUUGCCAGCCACGUUGACAAAGGCCGAGUUGUCCUCGGUGACUCCCAAUACCGGGAUUUGCCGCUUCAUUGUCAAACUGGAAAUGAAGGAGAGCCUCCUUCCCCCUAGAAUCCUCUGCCUUUCUCUCAAUAGAAGCGACCACUUACGUGACAUGAGUGACAGCUAAGAGCAGGUAGCUGUGCGACGUUUAACCCAGGAAGGAAAUUAUUUACGCCCCCGCGUGGAAUCGCCAUAUUAUCUUCUCAAUUAUGUUUGGAAAACGUUAGCUUACCAGAAAAAAAUUUCUGCUAAGGGAUGCGAACCUCCAUUUUGCAUCCGACUUUCUUUACGAGUUUGCCCUUGUUGAAAGUGUCGGGGGAGAGACAAGAAAACAGCAUUGCCUGGUGGGAAAGGUGAUCUUCCAGGAGAAGCUUCUAGAACUGAUCGCUGUUCUAAAUGCUCUCCCACCUGGGAGCCAUCCAGGAAAGGGCAGAAUUUGAAUAAUGCUGCCGUAUAAAUUAACCAGUGAUCUUUAGAUCAGCGUUCCGCCUCCCCCGCUCCCAACCUGUCGGGUGAGGUGGCGGCAGCAGGGGGAGGAGAGAGGAUUAUUGGGGGGGGGGCGUGUGCUGCUUUCACAAGUGUAGCUGUGCACGUAAUGUGUCCCCUCUUCCUCCCUGCCACCGUCUCUGCCAGUCCCGAAAGGUUGGGGUUUUACAAAUGCAGCUGUGCGCAGGCGCACACAUGUGCAUUCACCCAUCACUUCCACAGCCCAGUUUCAAACGUGCCAUGCACCAGGAGCUGGGAACCCCUCUUUUAGAUGAUUUAAUUAGGAUCAGACCGUGAACCCGAGUGUAAUCUAGCUUCCCUUUUUAAGAGCAUGGCCUCUACAAGGGUGGGACUGGAUCUCUGCUGGACCAAAUGCGGUGUGGGAUGAUCCCAGCAGAAAGCUUAAAUGCAGAGUAGCUAUGGCUAAGAAAGUUAAAAAAA
Molecule: messenger RNA, 3139 nt
Organism: Pseudonaja textilis
Lineage: Eukaryota; Metazoa; Chordata; Lepidosauria; Squamata; Elapidae
Source: RefSeq, a predicted model, not a curated record